Molecule: messenger RNA, 1581 nt
Organism: Volvox carteri f. nagariensis
Lineage: Eukaryota; Viridiplantae; Chlorophyta; Chlorophyceae; Chlamydomonadales; Volvocaceae
Exons: 11
Coding region: 1-1581 (526 amino acids)
Source: RefSeq, a predicted model, not a curated record
AUGAACGGCAAAGAUGCCAAAGAACUUUUUGCGUCAGGGACAGGUUCAAGCGCCAUGCAGAGACACAGUUCCGCCACAUGGAGAAGCGCAUACGACCGCUUUGGUCAAAGGGCGAUACUGCUUAAUGAGCUCAGGCUGCAGGGCCUCGUCGCCUGUGCCAUCCAGCUUGUGGUCGCGCUCGCUCUCCAGGGUGGCAUGCAUGCCAAGUUCUAUUCCCUGGACAGCCGCCUGGCGCCCCUCCCCACUCCCACCUGGUUCAUCACUCCACUGACUUGCUGCCUGGGCCUCGUCGGCUUGGUGCUGCUGAGGCCCUUGCUGUUGGCCCUACAUGUGGCGCUGGGUCUGGCACUGGCGGCGGCGCUGGGGGCCUACCACACCGGGUUGUACCUGAUGGUGGCGGACAGAUGCAAUCUCGCCCAGUCCAGUUUUUCGGGUUGUGCCUCGUGUGUAUGCGCCGCCACCAGCAGCUGCACACGGGAGGGUUUGUUCCUGCUGUUGCUCACCGCGCUACCCACCGUGCCCUCCCUGUUGGUGCUGAUGAGGUUGGAGAAGUCCCACAGCGAACUAGCCAGCAGGGUCAUGUACGCCCGAGCGCUGGUCCUUAGAGAGCUGGAGCGGCUGCGUGGUGCUAGUGGAGGUGGUGGUGUUGAGGGUGUUGGUGGUGUGGUGGAUCCCCGGGUGCUUACCCACAUGAUGGCCACGUUGCUGCGACACGGGGGCAGGCGGGAUAGGGCCCUCGUGGCAACCUGCUGCCAGACACUGCAACUGGACCCGCGGGGGCUGGAGGUGGAGUGGCAGGACGUGGAGGCGAAGGGGGUGAAGCGCCGCAGCGCGACGUGCCUGGCCUCCCAAAUUUCCGAGAGGUACCUGGCCAAUGCCAGGGGUGGCGCCUCAGUCAUAAUGCUGGGGGACCGCAGGACCCGCUGGCUGGCGCCGCCACCGCCCCGGUACCCGCACUCGACCCAACUGGGCCCAAUGGCGGCGGGCCUUCACCGCCAGGUGCUGGGAGCUGCCGGCCAGGGAGUUGCCGGCGGGGGAGCUGCUGGCGGGGGAGCCGCGCCCGUGUCUCCCGGUGGUUGGUCUGUCUCUCCCCUUGAAAGGAAGCUGACCCGGGGGUCUGGGGCGGGGGGUUCGCAGCAGGAGGCGGUGGGCUCCCCGGUGGCGGGGACGGCGGCGGACACGGGGUUCACGGAGUGGAAGCCCGCAGUGGGGGUGACAGCCGCCGGCGGAGGGGGAGGUAGCGGCAGAGCCGGGUUGAGCUCCCCGGCCUCCGCUUCCCAGCUCCCCGGCGUUGCCAGCCGCCCCUCCAUCACCGCCUUUGCCUCGCGGCGGAACCAGAUGGCGGUGGCGGCCGCAACGGAACCAGGAACGCCCCUUUUGGGACUUGCGUCCAGAUCUGGAUCCGGACCUAUGUACGGCAGUCAGGACCUGAUGGUGCCUGGCAAGGUGCCUGAUGACGCAUCAGUGGAGGUGACGCGGACUGCUGCCGUACAGGAGCAACUGGAGUCAGGGGCUUCCGUGCGGCAGUUCAAGAAGCCCCGCAGCCUUCAGAAGAGCCGCACGGUCAAGCAGCUGCUGUGA